Molecule: messenger RNA, 1308 nt
Organism: Oryza brachyantha (malo sina)
Lineage: Eukaryota; Viridiplantae; Streptophyta; Magnoliopsida; Poales; Poaceae
Product: glucan endo-1,3-beta-glucosidase GII-like
Exons: 2
Coding region: 1-1050 (349 amino acids)
Biological process (GO): carbohydrate metabolic process
Cellular component (GO): plasma membrane
Molecular function (GO): hydrolase activity, hydrolyzing O-glycosyl compounds
Source: RefSeq, a predicted model, not a curated record
AUGGUCCUCUCGGUUGCAAAUAAAGCGGAGAUGGCUAAUAAGAUGGGUCUCGCUCCCAUGCUUUCAGUGGCGAUGCUCCUUGGAACCUUGGCGGCAUUUCCUGCAGCGGUACACUCCAUCGGCGUGUGCUACGGCGUGAACGGCAGCAACCUACCCCGGGCGAGCGACGUCGUGCAGCUCUACAUAUCCAAGGGGAUCGACUCCAUGCGCAUCUACUUCCCGGACGCCGACACCCUCAAAGCACUCAGCGGCACGGGCAUCGGCGUCAUCAUGGACGUGGCCGGCGAAGACCUCGCGCGCUUAGCCUCCAGCCCCUCCGCCGCGGCAGGUUGGGUCAGGGACAACGUCCAGGCCUACCCGGGCGUUUCCUUCCGCUACAUCGCCGUCGGCAACGAGGUUCAGGGCAGCGGCACGGCGAGCAUCCUCCCCGCCAUGCGGAACGUCAACAGCGCGCUGACAGCGGCCGGCCUCGGCAGCAUCAAGGUCUCCACGUCGGUCAGGUUCGACGUGAUCGCCAACUCGUUCCCUCCCUCCGACGGCGUGUUCAGGGACUCCUACAUGACCCCCAUCGCCGGCUUCUUGGCCGCCACCGGCGCGCCGCUGCUGGCCAACGUGUACCCCUACUUCGCCUACAAAGACGACCAGCAAAGCGGACAGAACAACAUCCCUCUCAACUACGCCACCUUCCAGCCAGGCACGACGGUGACGGACGCCGGGAACGGGCUGACCUACACGUGCCUGUUCGACGCGAUGGUCGACUCAAUCUACGCCGCGCUGGAGAAGGCCCGCACACCAGGCGUCGGCGUCGUUGUGUCCGAGAGCGGGUGGCCGUCGGCCGGGGGGGCUGUUGGGGCCAGCGCCCGCAACGCGCAGGCGUACAACCAGGGCCUGAUCAACCAUGUCCGUGGCGGCACACCUAGGAAGCCUAGGGCGUUGGAGACAUACAUAUUUGCCAUGUUCAACGAGGACAGGAAGCCCGGGGAUGAGGUCGAGAAGCACUUUGGGCUGUUCAACCCUGACAAGUCGCCGUCGUACGGCAUUAGUUUCUAAGGGAACAGAUUGAGAUAUUCAUACGUGGAAUAAUUUGCUCGUGUGAAAUGCCACGCUUGGGAGGCAAGCAUAAGUUGUGCGGUGCCCACCUGUUCCUAUUUGUGAUAGUCUGCCAGACCGGUAGUUGAAUCAAUAUAUGUAACCAAACAUGGAAGAACACCAUAUAUAAGAGAUUCAAAUAUAAUGAUAGCACAAACACAUGAUAUCGUGGCCUUCAAGGGAGUUGAUUAUGCACGCUCCUCCCUAAUCCAAGAUAGU